Messenger RNA from Wyeomyia smithii (pitcher-plant mosquito), 7454 nucleotides. RefSeq lists its product as uncharacterized. Bases 2686 to 4602 code for a protein of 638 amino acids. NCBI's taxonomy places the organism in Eukaryota, Metazoa, Arthropoda, Insecta, Diptera, Culicidae. The transcript has 9 exons. Gene Ontology annotation, biological process: positive regulation of DNA-templated transcription. Gene Ontology annotation, cellular component: nucleus. The record is from RefSeq and is a predicted model, not a curated record. Gene Ontology annotation, molecular function: transcription coactivator activity; protein binding.
UGACGUGUGUGUAUCGUUUUUCGAAUGAAGCCGUUUUCCGGGAGUUUUGAAAAAUAAAUGACAAAAAAAGUUUUGGUUAGGUGUACUGUAGUUCGAAAUCGCAUCGAAUUUGUGUUAAAUUCUGAAUGCGUUGGAGGAUGAUUAUAUUCUCGUUAUGUUGUUUUCGAUGUAAUUACCUAACGCUUGAAACUGUUGUAAGAGUGUAGGGCAGCAAAAAUAGUAGGAGGAUAGUGGGGAAAUAGCACAAAUAGUUGCCCAAAGUUGUUCGUUCAAAAACUUGGUAAGUUUUUCGAUUUGCUGGUGUUAUUACUAGUCGAAAGUUCAAGUGCUAGUUCUUUUAAAACUGUUAGAAUAUUUUCUGCAUUCUAAAUAUCCUCAAAACUAUUUUGAUGAAAUAUUUUGUAACCCAGGAAUUUUGGAAGCUCAGAAGAAUUUCUCCCACUUAUUGCCGAAAUAUUACCAUCCUAAUGUGAAUAAUUAAUUAGGCAUAAAAUGCUUAUGCUCAGGUUAGUAAUAAUGGAAGAAACUAUGAAACUCAAAAAUGUUAUAUAAAACAACGAUAUAACGAAAAAACCUUCCAUUAAACGUAUAAUGGAAACAGGAUGAGUAUUUAAAUAUUUCUUUAAACACAGCUAUUUAUUUUGAUUUAAAAUAAUAAAGGAAAACCAAAUUUAUUGCAUAUGAAGAUCAAAUUUGUAUAAAAUAAAAAGCAUGAUUGCAAAGGACUAACACUGUUUUUAGUAAAAAAGCACUUAUUUCGUUUCUUCCUUUCGUUUCGUUUUUUUAUAUAUUACAAGAAAAAAAGGAAGAAAAAACGGUUUUGCUGUUAAAUCCAGGUUUAAAUUCAAUUUCGUAGAUUUUUCGGGUAUAAUUAAAACUGUAUUUGUUAACGAUUUGCAACAUAAAAUAAAAUAAUUUGAGAUUGUGUUGAAGAUAUAAAAGGCAGACAAAAUGUCUAUGUUUCAUCUUCAAGGUGAAAAGCAAUGUCAAAAUGGAGUGAAUCCAAUAUCCACUGUUUAGCCUACGUGUAAGUACACUCUGGAUUGCGUUCUAUAAAAUAUGCUUUCAAUAAAACGCAUUAGAAAAAAACCUACUAAAUGUAUUUGUUGAGAAAAUUGAAGUUGAUGGUGAAACUCACUCAAGUGAACAAAACGGUGAUAAGUAACAUUCAACACGAAAUUAGUGUUAUUAACAGUAUCACUUUACCCGCAAGGAUGACAUCUAGAUUUACUUAAUUGGAUUGAUAAAAUAUAAAAAGAAUUAAAACCAGUUAGAAAACAAUUUUAAUAUUUGAACGAAAAAAAAAAACACAACCGAUGUCACGCUACUUUCGGAAUCUAUGUUAACUAAUUUAUUUCAUGUUAGAUUCAAAAAUAAAAAAAGAAAAAUAUGAUAGCAAAAACAUAACAAUUUUUAAAUAAAAAGUUCGGUACUGCUGAACAGUCCUACGUUGGAGCAAGUUUUUGAUAAACAUUAAUUUUAGUUUAUUUUUUCAUAUUCUUAGUGUACUUUGAGCCCUAUUUACCGCUAUGUUUAAACAUCAUAUUGUAAAAGUUUUUCAAAAUUAAAUAGAAUUUCAAUACUAAAGUUAUUCCUAAAAAACAGCCUCUGUCGGUUGUAAUAGCACUCCCUCAGGCCCGAUUUUAUUCGAACUCCCGGAAAAAACAGCGUUCAUGUUUGAGUUUGAAUGUAUGCAUGUGUUAGUACAGUUUAUCGUUUUCCAUGCUCUAAAACCAGCAAUAAUUCCCCCCGGUUGCCCAAUCCAUCAAUCGAUCCGAGUGUGCUUGAUUUGAUAGUUGCUUUUUCUCUCGCUCGCAAUCGCGGACAAUUAUUGGAUUGUCCAGCAUCGCAGUCAGUCUAUGUGUCCAGAAAAGUUGGAAGUUGAAACAAGUUCGAUUAGAAGAAAAGAAUAUAUAAACCGUUUUACCACACGCCGGGUUGAUAGAAGAUAGAGAAAAAAUAACGAAGAAAAAUUGGCUUAAGUUCGAUGAAAGGCCGAGAAAUAGAAGAAAUAGUGUAGUGAGUGAGAUCAGCGCCGAUCAUCGCCGUCCAGAGGCAGAGGUAGUGAAUCAGCGACGAAACAAGUCGAAGAAGAAACAAUCAAAAUAGUGCGCGCUGUUGUCUCGUCAACGUUCGAUUCUGCUUCGCAUACGCUAGAAGUUGUGUAUGAGUGAUUCACGUCUCUCUCUCUCUAUCUCUAUCUAUAUCUCUCUCUAUCUGUGUAUAAAUAUUCCGAUAUUAUUGCUGAACACAGAGCACAGCAAAAAGGCUGAAGUUUGAUCUCGUCCAGUCAAUCAGCGCCCGAGCCCUCGGCUCCCGAUCGAUCCGUUGCCGAUUUUCGCGUUUCGCCACGGGAGGAAGAUUGUGCGUAAGUGUUCAAUUGUCAGUGUGCGUUCUGUGCUUUGCGCCGAGGGAGACCUCUGCCCCGGUUACGACCGGCUCUGCUCUGCUCUCGUCAUCCUGCAUAUCACACGGUUAGCAACAGGACCGUCUCGUUUCGGUGGCGGCUGUACACGCAGCCAGCAGAAUCUGUUCCACGGAAUCGGCCAGGCAGCAGCGGAUUGGUUCAAAGACCGCAAACUGCAGUGAAUCUGAUUUUUUCUGUUUGAAUAAAUAGUUGCGGAGUCUUGCUGAAAGCGAGCUGGAAAAGAGGGUCUAAAGGAGUGGAGCUGCAGCGGAAGCACGAUGGUUUCCACACGACAGAUGACUGGUUCCACUACUGAGGACACCACCCUCUACCUGUUUCGCUCGUCGGCCAGUAAUUCCUCCAGCCAGUUUUCCUCGAACCGGUCCACCGCCGCUAGCGUUCACCAGCAGAGCCAUCAACAGUCAUGUAGUCCCACAAAUGCCCCAACCGGCCCCAACUCUGGGCUGGUGCUAGUGGGGCUCAAUUCCCUACCGCAACAACACUCGUGUCCAUCGGAGCAACCGGCUCUGAAUUUGCUGGAUCUACCAAUCGAGAUCCUGGGCCACAUAUUCUCCUACGUGGGCUACAAGAAGGUGGCACAGAUGCGAGUGGUUUCACAUCAGAUGAAUCAAGUUUGUAGUUCGAUACUGAACUCUACCUUCCAGAAACUGCAGACGCAGAUGCUGACACGUUUUCAAAUUGUUAAAGCAAAAAUGCCACGCAGAGAAUCCGCCCGGCGGAACCAUCCGCUAGCUUGCGAAUGUGAUAUACUGGAAACCUGUUCGAUGCGCCUCUCGUUGCUGCAAAUGACAUUCGGCAAACAUAUCGAGCGGAAGCACUGUUGUUUUUUUCCCGGUGGGAUUCUGGAUGAGGUGUACUCAGUGUUAAAUUACGUUCGAACCACACCAAUGUUGGCGCGACCGUUCAAAGUGACGGACGAGCUGUUCGAUCUGUCCACGAUGGCCAUGGAGUAUUUCAAGGAGUACAUUGAACCAAACUUACCUGAUAUUGCAUACUUUAGUAAAGAUUACACAUCUAGUACAAAACCGUUCGCGACACUGGAGGUUUCCUCCUCGAUUCUGUCUCGAGACACAUCACACUCGAGUUCGUCCUCGCCUCCGCAGAGCAACAUGGUACUUCGGAAGGGUAUCCGCAAAAUUAAACAGGGAAUGAAAAGAUACAAUAAUCAAUUAUCAGUGUUGCGCAGCGAGUUGCGUACCUGCAAGAGGAAAGCAACCGAGCAGGCAAAGCAAAUUGCCGAACAGCAGAAACUGCUUGCCGAACAACAAAAACAAACACUGGAGUAUGCAAAUCGGCUCGACGAGAACGACAAAAAGAACGAGGAGAUAUCAAGGAAGUUCUCCACUCUGCUACAGGAAUUAAACAAAUGCAAAACUGAACUACAAUAUUGGCGCUCCAAAAGCCCGGCCACGCCCAAUUGCAACGCGUGUGGACAAGCCAUCGUACCGAUGCCAGCAGAGGAACUACAGGCACUGGUCAAUCAAGGAGUUCGACCAGAGGAAGUCGGCCUAGCGGUAAUCCCCGAGGAACCCACCAAUCAGGAAGAAGAGAAUAUCGCUAUACUAGAUCUAGACGCUCAACCAAUGUCUCCGUUGACACCUUCAGUGGCUGCGGUAGUAGUAGUAGGGGCUGGUUCCCCCAGAAGUCAGAAACGCAAAUUUGCGGAAUGUAUCGGAAGUGCCAGCGAUGAUUUACCGUCUCACUGCAGCAGUGAGCCGGCUUCAGGAUCUACUUCUCCCCUUAGCCCGCCAUUUGCAUCGGCUCCGUUUGCCUCUCUAGUGGCAUCGUAUUCGUCGUCGGCUGGAUCUUCAGCCCCGCCAACAGGCCCUUCAUCAUCAUCAUCAUCAACAAUAUCAUCAUCAUCAUCAUCACCACCGUCAUCAUCAUCUUCGUCAGUUGUUUCAGCACUGCUGUCGCUAGCAAUACCCACCUGUUCCCCUCACACAGCUUCACAAAUAAGUCAUAAUUCCCCGCCAGCCGUUUCUGCCCCAGCAGUAGCUACGGGCACAGUUGCAACGAUGGCCGUUGCUGGCAACUUAAUCGGUGAUAGUGUUAAUCAUAAGAAACCACGGAGAGUACAAAAUAAAGCUAGAUCACAAACUAAUCACAAUAAUAGUAGUAACGUGACUAACACGAACACAAAAACAACUAGAAGUAAACAGUUUGAAAAAUAAAUUUAUGUCCAGUUGAUCUGAGCAAUGGGAGGCGAAACAAAUAGAGCAUCUAACCAAUUCCCGUGAAAUGGAUGAAUUUAAUAGAAUAACAAUUUUUAGUUAAUUUAGAUUUUUCAUCUUCAUCAAGCUUUAAUGUUUAAUUGAUGUUUUCUAACUUUUUUUUUACUUUCAACGUACUAUUGUUAUGUGGCUUAAUUCUUUCUGGUUUGGAACACAAUAAUUAGCAGCAAACUGAACUAACUUGACACGCGUAGUAAUACUCGAUACCCACUAUUCCCGUAUGUUAUGGUUUCUCAGAACCUGAAAUAAUUACUGCUAACAUAAAUGUGAUGUCAUAAUUUCUAAACAGAACAUUAACUAACAGCACUUGAGCACAAUAGCACCCAACACCAAACAGAAAUCAAUACAAUAAACUAAAGUAUUGGCGGAAUAAGAAUCAUUAAUAGUACGUCAUCUCUCUCAUUCACUCACACAGAUAACUUAUCCAUAGUUGGACAGUUUACGUCUAACAAUGAAAUAAAAUAGCAAAAAAAAACAUAUUUGUGUCGCAAUAGUACUAUUUUAAAUGAAAUAUUUGUACCAGUAGUUAAAAUCCACAAGCAUACAAAAACACACACACACACACAUACAUAUAUACAAGUUCGGUUUUAACUAUCAUGCACAAUAAAAAUGGUGUUGGAUGAUCUCGAGUUACAACGGCUUUGAAUGCUUUUCGGGUUUCUCUGUAUCCCCCUCAAAAGGAUCUAAAUAGCGGUUUCGAUAGUGGUUUUUGACUUGGUUUGGUUAUCCUUCACUUGAUAAAUUUUAACAAUAUUAUUUCACAACGUUGCAGCGUUAAUAGGGACAAAAUGAAGGCAAUGAAAGAUUAAUUUUUGAUAAUGUAUCGGAAUCUUUGCGAUACUAUUAAUGAUAGGUAACUCUGAAGUCGACACUAAGAGAUAGAGAUGAUCACUUCAUUCACUCAUUUCGCAUUACAAACUUUUCAAAAUUAAAUUGAGAUUCAGUUUCUUGCAUGGAUUUUUUACUUCAAUUUAGCUUUUUGUGAGACGAAAGUAUGUUUUGAAUAUAAUUUUACGAUUGUGAUCGUAAUAUCUUCUCCCUGGUACCUAUUCCGGUGACCACUCCAGAGAUUUCACUACUCGAAUCCACACUUUCACAAAUUGAAUGCAUCCAUGGAUGUCUGUUUCACAUUUUUUUCAUUUACGUACAGAAAAUGCUCUGAUCAUUUUAGUUUUUUUCUCAAAAUAUUAUUUGAAAGUUGAAAUUAAAUACAACAUAAAAAAACCAGUUUAUGCUUAAUUAACAAAUGCAAAGGAAGAUUUAUGUAACUAGCAAUGUAAAUAAAUCUUUAAAUUCAUAAUAAAAUUACUGAAUGGAUGGUAAAAGCUGUGCUGAAGAUUAAGUAUAAUAUUGCAUCAAUUAAAGCCGAUUACAAUUAUAAAAAUAUUCGACACACAUGCAAAUGCAUCAGAACUAAAUACUCAGCAAUGAGAACGGCAUACAUCCGAAAAAUUACACAAAAUUUAGGAAUACGAUGAUAAAAAAAAGUAAAAAUGUAGUAGACUUUUUCUCUUAUAUAUACAAUAUAUAUACAACAAAUAACUAAUUAUUAUUUUUGUAGUAGAUGCUAGUUUUGUAAGACAAUUUACCGUGGAUCGUGUUACGACGAAGGGCGAUUUGUGGUAUCCUACAUCCUCGCGUAAGAAAAAGACAACCGCUGACGCUAUGGCAAACGCCCGGCUUCAUACGUAAUUCGCCACGCUCCGUCAACUCUCAUCUUAUUGUGGUAGUGAUAUCUCCGUAAAAUUUCCUACUCUACUAGAGACUAUGAGGAAAAUCAUAAAAGCUGAACAUGUGUGGAUCAAACAGAAUAAAAGAAGAAAAAAAACAAAUAAAACACAUACACGCGUAAAUUAAGGCAUAUUAGGUUGAUUUUAAAUAAUUAGAAAAAAAAGACGACUUAAUUAUGAGGCAAAAUGAAAAUAUCCUUUAAAUUUCAAGUGCAGGGAUACGGAAAUCAAAACAUUCAACAUACAUGAAUACGCAAGAAGAACACAAGUAACAAAUCUGGUAGUCGAGAACCAAAAAAAAAAUUGAUCAGAUUUCGGCUCUUUUCUAUAAAACAACUAGUUUUCUCUGGAAACAGUUUCAAACCAAAAAAAUCAAAGGAAGCAGCGCAGAGUUUUCAUACAAUAAUUGAGUUAGGAACUGCAAAAGUUAAUUAUAAACAAAAAACAAUUAAGUAGAAUGUGAUAGAGGACACAACCAAAAAUCCAGUCACUCUCGCAUACACACACUCACACACUAACGCUAAAAUAUAUGACAUUAGCGUGUUUUAACGUUACUUCUUAGUCGUUUCAGUUUCUAGUUUCUUUCGGUACCCUCCCUUUUUGAUAUAUGUGAAAAAAAAAGAAAACAACGCAACACAAAGUGUAUCUCUUAAUGAUCCCAUUUCUGUCUGUUAGGACCAACGGUAUCGCAAAACUUCCACCAUUUUAUUGUGGCUUACGUCUGCCGUGAUUCACCAUAGCUGUAGGCUUACUCUGUCAAAUGUAGUGGCUGCGGUUACUUGAAGACAAGCAAUAGUGAAUCACGCAUGACAGCAGGAUGAAUGAUUGGCGCUUGGGACACCGCACCAAUCGCUAGGGUGGAAAACGAUGAAUUUUAAAACCCAUCUCUGUUAACCUUGAAGCAAAAUAGAUAUUUUUAGAAGUUUUCUUCUGUAUUUCUCGUUGCACAAGAGUAAGAAUAUAUUAUUAACCAAUGAAGACAAAACAAGCAAACAAUUGCUAGAAUGCAAAACAUCAUUCAGAAGCCAAUAAAAAAUCCUGAGGUGAAAACAAUGAGGAAAA